UUUUGAUUGAUUGAUUGAUUAUUUUACCAAAUACGCAGAAGAAAAAAAAAAUCUUUCGGGUAAUAGAAAGACAACCGACAAUAAACAACCAACAAGUUAUUAUUGACUAAACAAGAGAAAACCAAAAACGAAAAAUGGAAGAACAAAUCGAACGAUUACGUAGAAAUUAUAAUGAAGAUGUACAUAAAUUGAAAAAACAAUUUGAAGAAGAAUGUCGAUUAUUGGAUGAACAUAUGGAAAAAGAGAUUACAAUGGAAAGAAAUUAUAUGGAAAAUUGUAAUGAAAUUGAAAUUGGUAAAUUAAAAGAAGAGAUGGAAAAUAAAAUCGAAACAUUGAAUAAAAAUCGUUAUCAAUCAAUAGAAAAAAAUGAAGCUGAUAAUAGUCAAGAAAUUAAUGCAGCAAUGGAAAAAAAUCGUGAACAUAUUGAAAAAGAAUUAGCACGUGAUCGCGAAUCAUUUGAAAUAGAAUGUAGAGAACGACGACAACGUUUUGAAGAACAAAUGAAAUUAUUGUUAGUUGUUACAGAUCAGCGACGAAUUGAAUAUCUUAAAGUAGAAAAUGUACCAUUUGUUAAAGCAAAUGGAACAAUAAAAAUAACCGAUGAAUCAUUAUUGGAUUCACGUUAUCGUUUGAAAUUUACACGUAAUGCUAUAAGAUCAGCACAAUCAUGGGCAAUGUAUCGUGGACAAUAUCAGGACAAACCAAUUAUUUGUCGUGUAGUAGUUAUAUCGAAGAUACCAAAUGAAAUUAGAGCAAAUAUGGAUCAUUCAACAAAAUGUUACAGAUACCUAUGUGAAAAACAACGACAAGCCGAUCAUAGUUAUUUUGUUGAUUUAUAUGAAAUAUUUUCAACUGAACAGAAAAUUUAUAUUGUUACAAAUGAAUAUUCAUCGAAAACAAUGUUAGAUGUUAUACAACCGCAACGUCUACGUUCACGAUCCAUGACAACAAAAAUAACAUAUAACGAAGAUAAUCUAAAAAGAUGGUUAGGACAAAUAUGUGAUGCAUUGAAUUUUAUGCAUACAUUGGCUGUUGCACAUCUAAAUCUACGUUUAGAUAAUAUUAUAUUUGAUGAACAUCAAAAUAUACGAUUAGUUGGUUUAAGUCAUUUAUUUUGUUAUUUUAAUUUGGAUCAAGAAAAAUUUGUGAAAGCACCACGUGUAUCACCAACAAAUGUAUAUGAUCAUUUACCACCAGAAUGUUUUGAUGGUGAUUUUGAUGCUUGUCGUGCUGAUGUUUGGAGUUUUGGUUUGUUAAUAUAUGAAGCGCAUACACGUUCAAAUCCACGUAAACAAUUAUUAACAAUAUCAAGAGAAAAAGGACGUAGCCAAACACGAAGUAUGAAAAAAGUUAUUGAUCGACAAAAUGUUAAAUUUCCACCAUUUGAUUUUGAUAAAAUUCAUAAUCAAUCAUUACGACAAGUAUUAGAAUUAAUGUUGAGCAAUUAUAAUCCAUUUGCUCGACCAAAUUUUGAACGAAUUCAAUCGUAUGAAUAUUUUCAUCAUCAAUCACAACAAUAACAAAUAAAUAACAUUGAUGAUUUAUAAUCCAAAAAAAUUAAACAUCACUAUCACUAUUUGUUUACUUUGAAAUUUAUACCAUACAAAA
This is a messenger RNA of Dermatophagoides pteronyssinus (European house dust mite), 1608 nucleotides long. RefSeq lists its product as uncharacterized. Lineage: Eukaryota; Metazoa; Arthropoda; Arachnida; Sarcoptiformes; Pyroglyphidae. Gene Ontology annotation, molecular function: ATP binding; protein serine/threonine kinase activity. The record is from RefSeq and is a predicted model, not a curated record. Gene Ontology annotation, biological process: intracellular signal transduction; protein phosphorylation. Gene Ontology annotation, cellular component: cytoplasm.